AUGGCAGAAAAAUUAGAAUUGGUACUAAAACUGGAAUUGAUAUCAGUCCUGGUGUAAGUAAUGUGUAUUUUAAAACCAAUGUUUUAAGUUUACUUUGAUUCUUUGUUUCAUUUUUCUGUCUGUACACAACUUGAGCUCAAAAAUCUUAUUACAAUCAUAAAUUUAAGUAAUUCUGAGAUUUGAAAAAUAAUUAAUUUUGUAUACACUUGUAGGACAUAUUUUUUAUUAUUAACCCCUGGCGGUGUUGGAUAUGGACAAUUGUCUGAUGUUAACAAUACUGUGAAUACUGCAAAAAAAUGUAUUAGAACCUCACUGGUUGAACAAGGAUUAGUAUAUAAUUAUCAUAUGCUUCAAGAAUCAGUUUGCAAAUGA
Cinara cedri is the source of this 372-nucleotide messenger RNA. Lineage: Eukaryota; Metazoa; Arthropoda; Insecta; Hemiptera; Aphididae. The record is from the annotation of a GenBank genome assembly.